UACGCCGUAGUAGAGGUGGUGGUAGUGGCAGCGGUGGCGCUAGCAGAAAGAAAGUCUUGCUUAUACAUUAUCUUUAUAGCUAUUUCCUCUUUACAAAUCUAUGUGGUUAUUCUUAUUAUAAGUGAAUGUUAGUUGUUAUAUUAGAUUCAUAUUCAUGAUGAAUGCUGCAUUGUAUUGUUCUAGCUUUAGGAUUGUUCAGUAUGCUGCUGGUCGGCCUUGUAUUCAAAACAUAACCCGUCUGACAUGCCGGCGUUAUUUUCAAUUUUGUUCGAAUCCGGCUCCAAGACACUGCCACUAUGGUUCAAGAUUGGGAACAUUGAGAAAUUCUCCCAUUCGUAGUUUAUCCUCGAAAGGGAACCUAUCUGAAGCUGUGGUUUUGUACACUUAUAGCAAUCCCAAGUUCUUGCGAAUGGUCAACAUAUUUGGAUAUUCUUUUGGUGCGUUUUGGCUUUUCACCUCUUACCAAUUUUCUACAAUGCGUAUCAUUCCUCAAUCAGAAAAGAGAACCUCUAAUUUACCAUGGUUUGCUCGCUUUGAUUUGAUGAGUUCAACAACAUCAAAAUUAGUUGCUGCUUUGUUAUCAUCCUUAAUUGGUUGUGCAGUUCUAAGUGGUGCUUGGAUCUAUUCCCUACGUUCUGUUGGCAAGAUAGUAUUAGGAAGGGGUGGUAAAACUGUAACUUUUACCACGUAUAAUCCAUUUACUUUUAGCAUGAACAAAGCUAUCACAGUAAAUUUGCCUGAGGUCAGUUGCCAAGGACACAGGUUAACUAACACUGUUGUUCCUAUUAAAAUUAAAGACAGAUGGAUGCACUACCUAGUAUCCAAUGAAGGAUCCUACCAUAAUGCACCAUUAUUUGAUAAAACAGUAGGAUUAAGGCGUUCAUUUUAAUGUUAGUUGCUUUAAAUGUUUGUAGAUCAUUCUGUGUAACUUAUGGUAGCUCCUCAUGGUAGUUUUAUGUUCUCUUCCAUCCUGACUUCCUGCAAAUAGCAGCAAUGAAAAGUGGCAGGAACUGUCAUCAUGUCAAAAUAUGGAAUAAAAGAGAAUGGAAAAUGUCAA
Thrips palmi is the source of this 1057-nucleotide messenger RNA. Its product is annotated as transmembrane protein 223. Gene Ontology annotation, cellular component: mitochondrion. The transcript has 3 exons. NCBI's taxonomy places the organism in Eukaryota, Metazoa, Arthropoda, Insecta, Thysanoptera, Thripidae. Gene Ontology annotation, biological process: nervous system development. The record is from RefSeq and is a predicted model, not a curated record. Bases 155 to 889 code for a protein of 244 amino acids.